Arachis duranensis is the source of this 1011-nucleotide messenger RNA. RefSeq lists its product as uncharacterized. The transcript has a single exon. Bases 1 to 1011 code for a protein of 336 amino acids. The record is from RefSeq and is a predicted model, not a curated record. Lineage: Eukaryota; Viridiplantae; Streptophyta; Magnoliopsida; Fabales; Fabaceae.
AUGCAAAGAACUCUUGAAGACGAAGAGAAUGGAGUCGUCAGUGGAGCCUCAGGCAGAGAAAAACAGCUUGCUGAGGAACAUAGUAACAAUGAUGUUAAGGCAGGAAUAUCUACUACUGUGCAGAAGCACGAUGACGGAGAUCAAAUUCAAGCUUCAAGCAAUGAAGCAAGUGUCAUUGAGAAACAUGACCCUGAUAAAAAAUGUGAAGAACACCGAAAUACGCAAGAGGUGGAUCAAGUUCAAACUUCAGCCAAUGAAGCAAGUGUCACUGAGAAGCAUCCUUCUGAUAUUACAAGUGAUGAAUGCCUAAAUGCACAUGAAACAGAUCAAGUUCAAACUUCAACCAACGAAGAUAGUGUCACUGAGAAGCAUCACUCUGAUAUUAGAAGUGAAGAAUCCCAAAAGACACAUGAAACAGAUCAAGUUAAAACUUCAACCAACGAAGCAAGUAGAACUGAGAAGAAUCAUUCUGAUAUUAGAAGUGAAGAAUCCCAAAAUACACAUGAAGACGACCAAAUUCAAAGUUCAAUCAAUGAAGGAAGUUUCACUAGUAAGCAUGAUUCUGAUAUAAGAGGAGAACAACGCCAAAAUACACAUGAGUUCAACUGUGCAGAUCAUGACCAUGAUGUUAGAGGUGGCUUUGGUUCUAAUAAUGACGUUGGCACAGAAACAUCCAUGAUAAAAGGAGAUGCUGGAAGUACCGAGCCAGUUCUCAAAACUGAGAGUUGUAGAGAUCGUAGUGAACAGAAUAUUGAUUUGAACGAAUGUGGCCCACUGGACAUGGACACUAGACAGUUUGGUGAGGGUAUAAAUGCACAAGAAACUGAGGAGCAUGCUCAAAGACCUGAUCACAAAGUUUUACAUUUAUUGCUACCAUGUUCUCCUAUAGAAACUGAUAAUACAACCAAGGAUAACAAAGCUGGAGAAGCAGUUAGAACAGCUGACCUUUUAACUCCUGAUGCUGCUGCAGCCGGACAGAAAGAACAGCAAGAUUUUUUGCAUCUGAUUUGA